GGCUCCGGAUGGCGGGGGCCCGGCCUCGGAGGUAAAACAAAAGCGGCUGAAAGAGCUCCCCCCGCGGCCCCGGCCCGGCCCGGCUCGGCCUAAACCCUCUCCUCAGAGACAGGCUUGUCCGUGCGGGUUCAGUCCUGGGGCUCGAAGAGUGAAGCUUGGCGGAGUUGCAGACCGUGCGCGCUCCUUUUUUAAAACCCAGAGUGCCUCUUCUUUAUGAUUUAUUUCUCUCGUCAGUGAGGUGAGGGGGGGGGGGUAUUUUUUUCGCUGUUUUUCUGAGUAGGGCGGGCGGCUGCCAUGGAAAGAGCUGCCGAGCAGGCCUGGAACAGCUACACCUACCAGGUGAGCCAGCACAGUGCCGACAUGUUGAAGAAACUCAACGGCCAGAGGAAGAACGGCGGCCGCUUCUGCGAUGUGGUGCUGCGGGUGGGCGACGAGAGCUUCCCGGCUCACAAGGCCGUGUUGGCCGCCUGCAGCGAUUACUUCGAGUCGGUGUUCGGCUCGGCCAUGGACGAGGCGGCAGGCCGCGAGUUGGAGAUGCACACCAUCAGCGCCAAGGUCUUCAGGGACAUCCUGGACUUCGCCUACACGUCCCGCAUCGUGGUCAGGCUGGAGAGCUUCCCCGAGCUCAUGACGGCCGCCAAGUUCCUGCUCAUGAGGUCCGUCAUCGAGAUCUGCCAGGAGGUCAUCAAGCAGUCCAAUGUCCAGAUCAUGGUGCCCCCUGCCAGGGGGGACAUGAUGCUUUUCCGCCCGGCCAAUGUGGACUUCGGCUUCACCCUGGACCUGGCCACUGCUGCCGCUGCCACCUGUGCCAAUGGCAACUUUGUGGCUGAGAAUGGACAUCUGCCCAGUGCCAGUGAGAUCAAGGUGGGCAGCCCUGGUGCCCCUGCGGCCACCCUCCCGUCCCUGCAGGGCUCUCUGCCCGCCAUGGACGGCUUGGUGACCUCGCCCACCGUGCCGACCCUUGUGGCUGGUCAGUUCCAGGCCCCGGUGAACUCGGUGGGUGCCGACCAUGCCAAGGUCGUCAAGCGGGGACGUGGGCGACCCCGGAAGUCAUCUUUGCUGGACCUGCCGCUGCUGACAGCCCCACUGGCCAUGAGGGAUGAGGGUUUUUACCCCUGCAGCUUCUGUGGGAAAGUGUUCAAGAACGCCAAUCGCCUGCUACUCCACGAGGCCCAGCACACAGGGCUGAACAUGGAGCUGGGAUCAGGGGAAAAUCAAAUUCCAGGACUUGGGGACGGUCUGCUGGCAUCUUCAAGCGGCCUUGACCUUCCUCGUAAAAGAGGUAGAAUGCGAAAAAAUGUGGCCUGUGAGCUCUGCGGCAAAGCUUUCAGGGACGUUUACCAUUUGAACCGCCAUAAACUGUCACAUUCAGGGGAAAAACCGUUUGAGUGUCCCAUCUGUCACCAGCGAUUUAAGCGGAAGGACCGGAUGACUUACCAUAUUCGGUCUCAUGAUGGAGCGGUGGGCAAACCUUACAUUUGCAUCAGCUGCGGAAAGGGCUUUUCCAGACCGGAUCACUUGAAUGGCCACAUCAAACAGGUUCACACUGCAGAGAGGCCUUUUAAAUGUCAGACCUGCGAAGCUUCUUUUGCGACCAAAGACCGCCUGCGUUCUCACUUGACGUGUCAUGAGGAGAAGGUCCCCUGUCAGGUGUGUGGGAAAUACCUACGUGCUGCUUAUAUGACUGAUCAUGUCAAAAAGCACAACGAAGGACCAAAUAACAUCUGCAACAUCUGUAACAAAGGUUUUUCUACUGCUUCCUACUUAAGGGUCCAUAUUAAAACCCACCAUGGUGUCCCUCUGCCCAACUCGCACACUUCUGAUCCUUGUGACAGGCGAUGCAAGCCCCAGCCUCAGAUCAUGAUUCACAAGCAAACACAGAGCGGGGAGAUGGCUUUUCACUUUGACAGAACACGUUCGUUACAAGAUGGUGAGAUGGAUGGGUUGAAGUGUCAGCAUCAGGACUCACAGGACAACUCUGACUCCUUUGGAGAUCUCUCAGAUAUCAGUGACCUUAAAUCUCCUCUGAAACAUGACCAGGAUGAGUCCUUUCAGUGUGACAUCAACAAUGGGAAAGUUAAAAUCGAGGCCAACGCCGAGCAGUACACUGAACCGAAGAAAUACACCUGCCCAGACUGUGGCUCAGUGUUCAAAUCCAAGUCCUACCUGAACAAACAUAUGCUAAAAGUUCACGUCAAGCCCACUGGUGGUGUGCUGGCUGACUUGCCUACUGGCCUGAGCUCGCCUUUUUCACCCCAACAAAACAUGUCCCUCUUGGAGUCAUUCGGGUUUCAGAUUGUGCAGAACGCAUUUGGCUCUACUUUGGCUGAUCCUGAUCCUGAUCCUGGUCCAGAACCUGAACAGAACACUGAGGACCCUGCAGAACAGAAGUGAGACCUUGUCCAGCAACAGCUCCUCAAAGUACAAAAUAUGGUUGGCGUUCAGCGAAUGGCAGUGCUUAAAUUGUCCACAAUUCUUUUUAAAAAGACAUCCAAAACAAAACAAUGGGUGGUGUGAAAGGGUCCAUUGGGUGAUGUGGUCUGUAUCAUCCUGGCCAUCAGACUUGGUGUUCUCCAGAACAUUUUCUUGGGUCAAAGAUGGUUCCUUGCCCUUUCAUAGUAGGUGUCAAUUAUCCCACAAGUUGGAUGCAGCAGGUGUAUUUGUACCACAUACAGUAUAUGAACAGGGGGUUGUCUCCAGCAGCUGAUUAUUUCCAAAGAACUGCUUUUAAUCAAAUGGUUGCGCCAUGUCCUUUUGGCAGACAUGCUCCCAUGCCAGCUAACAAGCAUCUGCCCAAUGAAUUAUUGAAUGGUGGAGCAGGCUCGAGGUGCUGAAUGGCAUAUUCCUGCUCCUAGUUCUUAUGUUCUUAAAUGCUAAAAGUAUACACUAAGUAGUCUUUUUAAAUUUGAAAAGUGUGCUAAGGAAUGAAUUAGAUAUAAGUGUUAAGAUCAGUUUAGUACCAAAUAUUGAGUUUUUAAAAGAAAUUGUAACUCCGAAGCCCACAAAGAACAGCCCUCGCACAGGCCUUUGAUAGUUGUUAGUUGCCCUCUUUACAAUGGCUUAGAUACACAACUCACAGUAUUGUUGAGUGCUAUUGUGGAUAGAAAGUGGAUGUAUGAGUCACCCAUGGGCUAGCCUGGUUGUAAAGGGACAUCCCAUUACAGUAAUGUCUUAAAAAGGGUAAUCCCAAGCUCCAAACUGCUGAUUACAAUGCGUGUAACAAUGGCACGUAUUUGUGCUGAAUAUCACUGUUUGGUAUUUAUAACAAGAUUGUAAAAAAAAAAUAGAUGUUGAUAUGAUUUCAGUAGGGGAAAUAUUUGUAAACAUAUCUACAAGCACAUUAACACACAAUGAUGAGACAAAAUUCUAGUGACUUCUAUUAACCUACAGAGCAUGCUGUCAAGUUCCAAAGUGAAUGCUACUUGCAGUCAUUAACUGCUGGUGGAGAGAGAAACCGCUGCCUUUUACCAGGAUGGCACCAUCAUUUGAGGCCCAGAUUUUUGGAAACUUGAGUCCUUUUUAAUCUUAUAUGCUUUUAUUCACUGAAGUGCAAGAUGAUUUACUAGCAUACUAAAGCUCUUCCAUCUGAUCCAAUUUUUAAUGAAAUCCGAGUUUAAAUUGCUAAAGGUGUAUCACUUUCCUGUGCAUUUUGACAAUUAUUGUGAUCUCUUUUGGUGUCAGCAGGCUGUUAGGCACCUCUUCAGAGCAGUGAAUGACUGCGCACUCCACCAGAUGAAAACAUUCUCUUGGAAACUUUAUAUCAAGUAGUCGAACUGCUUUAAAAAAAUGGAAUCUGUGAUAGGAACUAGAGAUUAGCGAAGUGUUUUGUGUACAGAUUAUGUGAUGCUUGAGGUUUGUUUUUAAGGACUUCAAGAUAAAUAGAAUGAAAAUGCACAGGACAGGAAAAAGGCUUUUUUUUGUGUGGGUCAAGUCUUCGGAGUCCAAAGAGACAAGUACACCAGAUCUUCAGUUAGCUGAUGCCCAGUUAAAUGGGGCCCUUCGUUUUUAGUGAAGUUUAUUUAUCAACUAGCGAUUGAGUUGAAGUUGGCUAUGUGAUUUUAUUAACAUGAUAGUGUCUUUGUCUGGAACUAAUGCCUUUGUUAAAAUAGAAGAAAAAGCUUCAUACAGUUGCUGCCUUCGUUCCAAAUACCAUACAAUGUGAUUUUAACCUGCAUUUUGUAUUUUAAAAACGUGAGUAAGCUUUGAAACUGCAGUUUGAGCAUAACAGAGGCUAAAAGAAAGGAAUAACCAUUAGUUAAUAAUAGCACAAAUUAGAUGUUUGGUAGAAUGAUAAAUGUCAGUUAAGAUGGCAGAUCUCAUCUGACCCUAAAAUUAAACUGGAAACUGCAUUUUCUGUGUAUGGAGCAGUUCUUAAUAUCCAGGUUACUGACUCCAAUCAGAGGAUGGUCAGCCAUUUUGAAUCAUGGAGCUGCGUGUUAGUUGCAGCUGGUUUGGGUGCUGCUGUACAUUCCUGGCAGGAUAGGAGGGGGCCAUGCAGCAGUCAAGUAAUUCACAUCUGUGGGGAGAGAGAGGAUGUGGAUAGAUGUGGCCUUAUUUUCUGCUGUUUAUGCUGAUGUGGAAGUCCUGUUGCUUGAAAGACCGUGGCACCUGAAAUGAAAAGGAAUUGUAGCACACCAACCUGGGAGGUUGGAGGAAAGGGCAAAAACACGUGUUUAUAUUUGAAACAAAACAUUUGUGUUUACAAAAUCCUUUCGGUCACCAGAACCAGUGUUGAAAACUGGACAUGUGGUUGAGUCAGUAAUGUGCUUGAGGUGUCUCUUGAUGCAGGAGCCUUCAUGUAUUUUUGAAGGAUCCAGACCCGUGUAAUUCUGAUCCAAUCAAACAGCAGGGACAACUAAAUCUAGUUCUUGUACUUUUCAUUAGAGUUUCUGUAACUUAAUUGGAUGGGAUGAAAGUUUUGUCAUUGGCAGUCUCCCAUUUAAAUUACUAUUAUGGAUACUUUAGGGAUAUGUAGUAAUUUAUGUUUGUUUUUGUUAAAUAUAUAUAUCUAUAUAUUUAUAUAUUUGGUGAGGUUUUGUACUAGGGGAUAGAACACUUUUCUACUUGGUGACGCAUUAGUUUGGUGCACUUCCUCAGGUCAGGUCUGGUAUAGGCCAUGUGCUGCCACAACGUGUAUCAAGCCCGAACUUCUCUGUUUCCAUUUUAGCUAUCCUUACAGAUUCUCUGAGUAGAGUUUUUAACUUGUGGUGACCCAGAGGCACCUCACAAUAACUGGUUGGAAAUGGUGCUAAAUUCCCUUUGUUACCUCCUGCACUGCGGGUAGAGAGUCUUUGAUCCCAUCUGUCGGGACUGUAUUAAACCCAGGUCCCAGAGGUGACAGACAGUGUGCGCACUACUGACUCACACUCCUCCCUUUUUCUUCCUUUGUCUAUAAGUGCAGAAGUUGUGCUGAUUAUUAGCAGUCAUCCUUCAUUUGUCAAUGAAUGAAAAAUAUCCUGAUAAACCCAGAAAUAGUUUCCCAAUAAAUGUCCUGUUUAGAUUAAUAUUUUCUACAGGCUCAUUACAUUUAAAAAGCUAAUUUUGUGUGUUUUUCCUAUUUGUUUAUUUGUGUUGCCACCAAAUUUGAAUGAGACUGGUUCAAUUCACAGAUUUCAACCCUGGGCAGUGGUGUGUAGAAUAAUCUCAGUCAGAUUAUAGUUUGGGUGUCAUGAAAGGCCUCACAAUGAUCCCUAAACUGGUUUGGCGAAAGUGGAUUAGAGUUUCUGCCCCUAAUUACUCAGUCAAUGAACUUUGCUGGAAGUAUGUAGGGAGAUCGAGUGUUUAUGGGAUCGGGGUUGAAUAUGAUUUUCCUCCAGUCACAGGUAAGUACCCUAUCAAUACAUAUCCUGAUCAUUAUGCAGUGAUCCUCCUAGAAAUUGCUUAUGUGGACAGGAUCGAAGUUGACUAUCCUGGUCCCACCACCUGUUUGAGAGUUCUGUUGCCAUUCAUUGUCCAGGUUCACACACUGAGAAGACAAGGGACUAGGGGCCACCCUGCACCUGUGAAAAUAUGUCCAGCAAGACUGGUGUCUUUGAGAGAUGGAAUGAACAUUUGGCAAAAAGGCAAGCCAUGAUCUUUUAUAAGGGCUGCACAGCACAAAGAAAUGGGAGGGUUUUAUGUCUGCAAUUCUAUAUGAUAAUAGUGGAUGGAAAGUCAGGAGUACAGUAGGGCUUAUUGUUGAACCUGCAUUGUGAUUAGCAGGAAUUGAUACUGCACAGAUAUAAAAGAUUUGUACGAGAGUGUUUAGAUUAUUUAGUUUCUCAGAAAUAGUUGUGUGUGGAUGAGAAUAAUGUGGGGAGUGCAUUUAAUCAGGAAGCAUCUUUUCUGUAAAAAAAAAAAUUGAAUUUCUAUCCUAACCUUGAGAAACAACAGUGUUACUGUACAGAUGAGCUCCUGAUGGGAGUUCGAUGUUACCAAAGAAAGGGUUGACCUGAGCUGGGAAUUAGUCUUGGUGAAGUUUAUUUGACCUGUGUUCAAACUGUAGGAUGCCAACUUUCACAACUCUCAGCAUUGGCGAAUAAGAUUGGAAUAAGAUUCCUCUUUGCUAAGAAUGAAUGGGGACAACAUUUGAGAGGUGUUCAGGCAGUAUCUUUUUAGUGUAUUCUUUCAAAUUAAUGAUUUCUCCGCUCCCCUUUCAACCGUUGCCCCCGUUAGCGACUGGUAAUUUGUCACUGGGCAGGUGUCAUGUCUGUUACAAGACACUGAAGAGCAGGCAGGAGCUACUUAGAAAGUUAAAAACUGGUCACCUGCAGCUAUAAAAGAAGCCAGGAAGAAAUAGACAUAAUUUCCUGAAGUUACUGUAAUCUUUGACCAGUUAGGUGAAUUGCUGAGUUUGCUGCUCCUAGGGUUGUUGCAUUAGGGAAGUAAAGUGUUGGGUGCUGAAGAGAUUUGGAGAGAUGUCUUUCCCAGGAUCAUUGUCCCUUAUGAUACAUGCUAAGGGUUUUAUAGCAUUGUGGGGUUUUCUUUUGAACAAAUAUUUUUAAUCCAAUUUGUACUAAAGCCUCUGCAAAGUGAUGCAAUUUUCACAAUAUGAGAGACUCGUGGAGUGCACAUUUGUCACUAUCCCUCAAGAAGGAAUAAAGGCCAGGAUUGCAGGCAGGAACAGUGUUCCUCAAUCUCCCAAAAAAUUAACAUUUUAAAAGCCACAAUAUUUUCUAUAGGUAUUAAAGGAUUUGGAGAUAGGAAGGGAAUUGAGGUUAAAUUAAAGAUGCCGUGGCUGUGGAUGCAGCAAGGUGGCAGGUUUGGACUCUCUCAUCUAAUUCUAUAUCUCCUGCUUCAGAUGAACAUAUUUUUACAUCAAUGGUUCAGUUCUCUGCCGCAUUGAGACCUGCUGUUUUGGGUUUCUGGAUUGCUCUGGCAAUAUAAGCUACAAGAAUGUCAGCAUUCCCCAGACACUCUCCAUUGAUAGGAGCUGGUCUUCAGAACAGUCAGGAGGCUGGUGGGGUGGUUGAGGGAGUUGGGAAGGGGAUCAUGGGGUGUGCUGGCUCCCUCCAGGUCAACCUGCUGGUCUGUCCAAAACAUAGACUUUUAUUGAAAUCGGUGAGACAGUUCUGAGGCGCAAGCAAAGUGCUCCCAAUCACCAUGUCUGCAGAGCAGCUUGCAAGACCCGUAAUUGUAUAAUGCUGGAAAUAGACUGUUUCAACCAAGACAUUUUCUAAUAGCUUUGGGACAUUUUUUAAAAAAAUUUGGAUGGGGCAUACUUUGCGCAAGAAGAACUCUUUCCCCUCCCUACAACCAAAAACAUUUCCAUCCAUUUUGAAAUUAACUUUGAGGCACAGGCUCCAAACUGGAAGUGGAAUAAUGGGUGGGUCACCUGCCUCCCAAUCAGAUUUUAUCACAGCCCUGAAUUAAUAACUUUUGUAUUAUUGCAGCCAGCCUGGAGUUCAUCUGCUUGGUAAAAAGGGAAAAGCUAGUAUAGCCAGUGUAAGACACCCACAGCCAGUUUGCUAGUUGAAAGCAGUGGCAGUCGUCAUAAAGCCCACCUGAUUGAAUCACCUGCAGUCUACAGGCAGGAGUAUUGCAGAGGGAUUUGGAAUAUUAAACAGCAAGCAGGAUUUGAAGUGACUGGGAAUAAAAACAAUAAAAAUAAUAAAAACUGAGAAUUCUAGACCUCUGCAGCAGGUUAGGCAGCAUGUGUGAAGAAAAACAGCUAGUACUUUAGGUUGAAGCUCUUGUAAAUAGUAUUUUCUAUUUUUACUCCAAAUUUCCAGCAUCCACAAUAUUUUGGUUUUUUAAAUAAAAAAAGUGGUUAGUUUAAUACCAGAGCCUCUGCACCAUUUUGCUGUGCUGACUGUGCUUUGGAUUGAACUAAAAUAUGGUGGUCAAAGUUUGGGGGUGGUGGGAAGAAUGUUUCAUAUAUGUUUGUUCCUGGCCUGUAUCUAGCUAGCUGGCCCCACAGAGGGCGGCAAUAGGGUGGCAGCACUCUCCUAGGUUGGGAGCUGAAUUGGAUUGCAGUUCCUGCUUGCAAUCCAGUGACCCCUGCUAGAAAGCACGUGCAUACAGACAUUGAGUGAGAACAGAGUUGGCAGCACUUGCUGGACACUGAUUUAAUCAUACAGACAAAGAUGGAAUCGGACUCUGAGAAUACUUCAAACUGCUGAAAUUCCUACAGCUCCAGAACUUUACAUCACUGAUGUGCCAUAGCUGCUUGAGCAACUUAUAAUGUAACCAUCAUUAAAACUUGCAACUCAAUUAGUAGGUCAAUCUGAAAUUUAAGUGUGAUUAAGUUUUCAGUUGCUGGGUUAGGUUUGUUACAAGAAACUUAGAGCACAAAAAUAGGCCAUUCAACCCAGCUGGUCUAUGCCAGUGCUCCACACAAGCAAUCUACCAAACUUAUUCAUCCUAUCCCCUCAGUGCAGCCUAUUCCUUUCUCCACAUUAACUUAAUUAGCUUACCCCUUAAUGUAUCUAUGCUAUUUGCCUCAGCUACUCCCUGUGGUAGCAAGUUCCACAUUUUAACCACUCUCUGGAUAAAGAGGUUUCUCUGAAUUCCUUACUGGAUUUAUUAGUGGCUAUCUUAUACUUAUGGCCUCUAAUUUUGGACUCCCACACAAGUGGAAACAUCUCUCUACAGCUACCCUGUUGAGCCCCUUUGUUAUUUUCAAGACCUCCAGCAGGUCACUCCUUAAGUCUUUUCUAGCGAGAAAAGUGCCCAUCCUUUCCUGAUAGUUACAGCCUCUCAGUUCAGUUAUUGUCCUUGAAAAUCUUGCACUUUCUGCAAUGCCUCUAUAUCCUCUGUGUAAUGUGGAGACCAGAACUAUGUCGUGUAUUCUAGGUGUGGUCUGUUUACGGUUGUAUUCAGAUUUAACUUCACCUCUCUGCUUUUCAAUUCUGUUGUUCCUCUAGAAAUUCUUCUGAUUGGAGCUUGUAUUUCUAAUCUCUGGAAAUGUAUCUGGAGUUGUGUAGAGUUUAGUCCAACACUGCUGGAGAAACUCAGCUUGGUUCCAUGCAGUCCAAAUGCGGAACUGAAGCCUGGACCUUUGAUUCUGUUUGAUCAGGACACUAUCUGUCAGACAAUGCUGCUGAGGAAGAAGCAGUGGUGUGUACAGCAGAUGUUGCCAUGGUUCAGUGGGUAGCGCUCUCCCCUCUAAGUGAGAAGGGAGUCCCACUCCAGUGACUUGAACUCAAAAACCUGGGCCGCCACCGCAGUGCUCAGGGAGUUGUUCUGCACAUUGUUCUGUCUUUCGAAUGAGAUGUUGAGGCUGUCUGCUCUCUCAGGCAGAUGUAAAGCUCCCAUAUUUUGGCUAAUAUUUAUCCCUCAAUCAACAUUACUCAGAUUGGCCAUUAUCACAUUGCUGUUUGUGAACCUUGCUGCGUGCAAAUUCGCUGCUGCAUUUCCGACAUUAUAACGGUGACUACAGUUCAAAAGUACUUAAUUGGCCAUGAAGCAUUUUGGAACAUCCUGACGUCAUGGAAAACAUUAUGUAUAAAUGCAGGUUUUUCUUAGUAAUCAACUGAUAUUGUAGGAUUGAAUAUUCUCCAAGAAACUAGCAGUGGCCCAAAAGAUCCAGGGGUGAUGCAGCAGUUAAACUGACUGAAAAGAGCCCCUCAUAUUUCAACUCUUUCUUGGACUCGAACUCAAGUUCUGUCGAAGGGUCAUGAGGACUCGAAACGUCAACUCUUUUCUUCUCCGCCGAUGCUGCCAGACCUGCUGAGUUUUUCCAGGUAAUUCUGUUUCUGUUUUUGUUUUGAAAAGAGCCCCUGAUGGUUUUGUCGGUAAGGACACGACCUGGCCCUGCAUUGAGUUACACUGAUUAGGCAGGUUCCAUGAUUAAUCCCUGAUCAGUAUUGAUCUGAGGAAGAGCAACAAUCAAGGUCCGUUUGUGAUUGCUAACCAUUCAUUGACUGCUACUAGAAACUGUGCACAUAAACAUAGAUAAGGACAGGAUAAGGCUUGGCAGCAAUAUUUACCUUCCCCGUGGUUGAAUAGCUCUCACUUAUUAUCGAGAAUUAAACAUGAAGAAUGAUGACUUGAGCAAGGCCCAGGAGGGCAGUGGAUGCCCUGAAAGGUUGGGGAGGAGGGUGGUGGUGAGGAAUAACUAAAUACAAAUAAUUAUUGUUUUCUUCCUGAUUUCACAUUAAAAUCUUUGAAGAAGGAUCAGAUAAUGGACAACUGUUCAUGUUAAUGGGCCAGUAUGUUGUAGGCUGCAGCUGGAUUCUGUGAUGAAGCCUAAAGCGAUUUGAGUGACCCUCACUUGUUCUGCAAUACCAUCUAGUGGCUGCCUGAAUACUAGCAACCAACUGGCAAGAGGGCAUAAAGAACAGGUCAAAUCACAGGUGCAACCUCUGUAAAGUUAUGGUGAGAUUCCAGGUGUCUACUCUUUGGCACAUUUGGAGUUGAUGUUUGCAGUUUCUCUCAUUAAUAGUGGGGUAGAGGCAGAAAUGCUCCAGAAAGUGGGUAUGGAGAAAUUAUUUUCUAUAUUUAUACCAGAUGUGGGCUUGACCUCUGCAGAAUUUGUGCAGUUGGACUGUAGAGCAAAUUUGCAACUAAAGUACAAAAGAGGAGACUUGUACUUUCACAGGACUUUUAUGUGACAGUCCCUGCUCUGUUUAUUGUUAUUCUAUGUAAAAUUGUGACUACAUUCUUUGGAAACGGCAAAGUGACUUUGUUGAAUCAUAGAAUAAAACAGCACAGAAGGAGCACGUUCAGCCCAUUAUCUCUGUGCCAGCUCUUUGGUACAUCCAAUUAAUCCUACUUCUCUGCCCUUUCCCCAUAGCUAGGUAAACCUUUUCAAUUCAGUAGUCAUCUCUUGAAUGUUACUGUAGAAUCUUUUUUAAAAAAAGUUUCCUCAUGUCACUUCUGGUUCUUUUGGCAAUCACUUUAACCCUGUGCCCUCUAGUCACUAACCCUCCUGCCACUCUUACUCCUUAUUCAUUUUAUCAAAACUGUUCAUGAUUUUGAACAACUCUAUCAAAUCUCUUAACCCCCUUGUUCUAAGAACAACUGCAGCUCCUUCGGUCUUUCUGCAUAAUUGAAGUCUCUUAGUCAUAGUACCAUCCUCUCCAAGGCCUUGACUACUGUUAAGUGUAGAGUUGAACACCAUUUGGAGAACUGUUCAAGAGCUGCAUCUAUCUGGGAAAAACAAGAGUGAAUGCAAGCCAAAGCUCAGGCUGGGAUACUCUUCACCACUGGUGUUUUUUGACCAUGCAGUGCAUCACAGCUGAACUUGGUCCUGUCACCACCCAACAUCCAUUCCUGUGAACUUCCUGUGACGAGUAAUCAGGAGUGAUUCUGAAGCCAAUUCUAAUGCUCAGCUGACAUGCCCUAAUAUAACAGACAUGGAAUCUUUAUGACUACUGACAUUUACGAUGAUGCAUUUACUCACUAGACUGCCAGGGUAGCUUGGCAUUUUAAUUAUCCUAUUAGAUUACAGUUCUUUUGCAGUGCUUUGAGGCAUCUAGCUGAACCAUUUGAGAAUAAUCCUCCCUGGUGUUCUUGGUCAUUUCAUUGAUGACAUCGAAGUGUUCCAAUGGUUGAUAGCUUACAGCAUCAAAGCUGCCAUUGGUUCUUAAGAAAAUAGUAAACCCCUGAGAACAUUUGAUACAGUCAGUGUUAUUAGAUUCCCCUCUCCCAAUGCCUAUCAUUGUCUUCUGUGUACCUUUUCCAGCUCCUGCACACUUGUUCAUGGUCACUUUUACUGAUACCAACUCUUUGUUUCCAGAUUUUCUAAACUGAAUUUAAAUUCUCAAAUUUGCAAUAUUUAUUUUGAAUACUCAUCCUCCAGAUCACCAGUUCAAUAGCAUUACCACUGGACCACUAUUCGAUCCGUACACAACUGUGGAUAUACAGUAUUGUUUCUUAAAGCAAACCUAAAAAUGAACUCUCUGGGAUUGAAUGGAUUAUGUAUAUGUAAUAUCUUGGCAUCUUUGGUGAAAAUGAGCACUGGGGUAGGCAAAACUGCUGUAAGCAUGCACAUUCUUGUUCGUUCAUGCUUGAUGAAAAUUUUUAACUACAAAUAUAAACUAACCUAGGAAUGCUGUGACUAGGAUUUGUCUGCUGUGUAAAGAUUGUUUGAAAGUGUUGUGCUAUAUCAACUUGAACUGUGAUGUAAUAAAUUCAGUUCCAGAUAUUGUCCUUCCAAAGUCAAACUUGUGUUUGGAGAGUACAUCGUGAACUGUAUUGAUACUGGAGUUAUGUACUCCCAGGUACAAGCCAGUCACCAAUGCUGGAACAGUUUGAUGGGAUGAUUGUCAGAGUAUUGCAACAUAGUGGGCUUAGUGCACUUCUUUUUAUUCCCAGGUGAACUUGAUGACACUAUUCCUUUUAAAGUUUUCCAAGAUUAUGGAUCUUUUCCAUCAAGAGUGCAACAAAUUGGUAAUGUGUGAUAUGCAUGCUUUGCCAUUUCAGUGAUAAUGUCGCACUAAAACAAAGUUAUGGAAGCGCUGACUUUGCUAGCCAAUUACUUGCUCUUCUGAUUGGAUAAAAUCCCAGUAAAGCUUGAUUUUAAUGUUCUGUUUCUGAAACGGCCAAAACUUAUAUUGCAGCAUGCUGCGUGGAGGAUUAGGGAACAAUUGAGUGCUGAUGGGCCAUAGACACUGGAAUGCUUCCUUACUGAUUAUGUGCAGACAAAUAAUAAUAUAAUUGAAUAUUUAACAGAAAUUCCCUUGUUAGAAUUUCCUGGUGCUUUAAUUUGCCAGGUUCAAGCUAUUACUGGUGAAGAUUACUUCAUCAAGUUGAAUGGGUUCUUCUGGGUGAUCUCGUCACUCCAAUCUGCCUUUUUAAUAGACUUGUUCUUUAAUGGUAAAUAUUAUCAAGUAUUACAGAAAUGUAUAGAACAGCAUUUUCUGAAAAAACGAAGACAGAUUUGUAUGUUAGCCUUGUGAAUGGACCAUUCUCUUGCAUCCAUUCCAGCUGCAGUCAUUUCCAUCUCUCCUUGCUUAGUCUACCUCCCAUUUCUCCUCUCCCUCAUUAACUCUCUCCUCUCUAAUGUUUAGCUUCUGUGAAUUCACUGGUUGGUACUACAUUAUCAAUCUGAUUCAGGUGGCAACUUAUUACGGAGAAAAUAAAAACAGAGUUCAUCCAAGAACUUAUGGAGAGCUUGGACCAGGCAGGUUUUGCAGUUAAAGUGGCAUGAUGUGAGAGUGUGUGCUCCAGUCAUAGCUUGAAAUGUAAGCUCUGCUCUGUUGGCUCCUGUCAGCAUCCAUCCUGCUGUGCAAGGCAUGGAAAGUUCGGCUACAUUGGAACAGCUCCACAGGCGCAAAACUUAUGCAGUUUCCCUAUCUGGCCAGCCGACUUCUGUCUGUCGAGGAAUCUGUGCAGGCAAGCGAUGUCAUGGUGUUCUGCUGAUUCAGUAUGGAUGGCUGCAUUCUGAUGGAAUCUACCUGUGAGACCCAUUGGCAGCAGGCAAUGGCAAACCUUCCCUCAUUCCCCCAAACUCCUUGCCAAGAGGGGUUUUGGUACAUGCCCUCUGUAGCACUGCUAGCAAAUCGCUGAUGAAAUUGCUUUUGAUGACCACUGUAUCAUUGGAGACAGGUCUGUACUGUUGUGAGCAAGGUACAGAUCUCACCUGCUGCAGUAUCAGAGUAUUCACUCCCCACAAUCAAAGCAAUAAGAUGUAUGUUCAGUGCAGUUGUCACUUUUCUCCCCUUUUGACUAACCUGCUCUUCUCCCAUUUCCACCCCUACCCCACCUCAUCCUUUCCUUCUCUAAGGUUGGCGCUUGACAGCAUGUCAUCUCUUCCUGUGCAACUUAUGGGAUUGGUCUGUGCGUCACUGCUGUUAACACCAUGCGUUUUGCCAGCAGAUAGGAGCAGCGGUUUAGGGGCUGAGUCAGGAGUAUGCUUUCUAUAUCCAUCCCUUUAGGAGCUCCAAGAAUGAGCAGCCUUGGCUGAGAGCAAGCUAAGCGGGUAUUCACUUGGCAGUCACUUCAGCUGUAGCGUAUACACGUCGGGAAUUAAAACAGAAUUUCAAAGCUGGUACAAAAGAGUGUGCCUGUAGCACCAGCACAUUAAGUAACCUCAUAAGUGGUGGAUAAUGGUUCCCGAAAAUGUUUUGCUCCUGAUUUGUUAGGCAGGAGGAAUUGUACAUUAGCUUAAGUCGUUUUAUUCUUAACAUGUACAAUAAUGGGUAGGUGGAUGGAAAAUCAGAGAUUUGAAUGCUAAAUAUUUGAGCCAUUUUGAAUGCUGUAUCUGAACCCUUCAUUCUGUUAAUACCUAUAUCUGCUUGCUACCUGUGUUCUAUUUGUAAUGUGUACAGGUUUAGUACACCUUGAUAAAUUUCUCGAGUGCGUGUUACAAGCCUCCGUGAUGCAAACAUGUUAAAUUGAUCAUGUAACUGUUCAGAAAUUUAUUAAUUUUUUUUUCUUUCAGUCGGUUGUUCAGUACUAUGUACAGGCCCUAAUUUGAUUGCAAAGCUACUUGAAAGAAGAGCCUUUGUUCUGGUCUGUGAUGGCUUGUAAACUGUAGAAAGCUAAAGUAGAUGAUGUAAUGUAAUCUGUUCAAUAUUUUUUAUACUGUGGAUGUCGGGGAGAAGGAGAGUAAUGCUUUAUGAAGUCAGAUUAGCAUAUUCAUGACCUCCUAAAGAACUACCUUUAGUUUGUGUUUCCAUGUAAUUAAAAACAACUUUUUAAAUACAGUAUGUUUAAUAGUAGUCUGUGUGUCUUGAUUAUUUUAACUGUGUUUUAAACCAUUAGAGCAGUGGAAUAUUGAGUUUAUCUCACAGGAGAGACCAAUCCUAUUAAUCCCUAUUUGUGGCUUCCAGCCAUGGAUUGAAGAGUUCCAACGCUCAGAUAAGAUAUGUAUUCCACUAUUCCCAUUUAUAUGGGUUGUAUUUUAAUUAACUUGAAAAGUAAUAACUACUGUAUCACCUUCAGUUUGUUAGGUUGACUAUUGGUAAAUUAGUGUUUCAGAUUCACUGGCAUCUGCUGCUGUUCUGAACUGAAUUUUAUGCCAGCGCAGCAUUGUCACUAGAAUUUCAAUAAAUUGUUAAGGUAGGCAUUUGGAAGUUGUUCAUUUGAACUGAAGACACCCCACACAACAAUUAUAGAUGUUGUCCUUCCUGUCUUGGGCUACAUCUAGAGAGAGAGUAUUUCAAGCUGUAGAAUACUCUAUGGUAGCCUCUUGGUCCCAGAUAAAUCACAGCUACAGCUUGCAGCCAAUUCACGUACUUCAGAGCAGCAAGUUCUUAAAUUUUGGCCAAUCUAAUGCAGUCAGCUGGGUGGAGCAUUACUCUUUGUGGGGCUGGAGAAGGCGUAGUAAUUACCAUAGACAGUAUUGGGAAUGGAUGUAGUCUGGUGGUGAUGUGCCCUUUUUUAUACCAGAUACCUUACAUGUCUGCUCCAGAUAAAUCAGUGCUAUAACUUGAAGCUGAUUCACAACAACCUGGCAGAGUCAACUGGUUUGGGGAAUAACCUGCACAAACACUCUCAAUGGGCCCCAAGGAGGAUCUUUAAAAAAAGCCACUUUUUCUAUUUCUCCUAUCUCUUUCCAUCCUAGACAUGCAAUAUUCUCUCCAGCAAAGUAACUGAGAUCUGGCUAAGCUGUCUCUGAAAAUAGGAUAGAUGUAGUGACAGAUCAGAAAUUUCAAACACCAUUUCCAUUGCAGGAGACUGAAUGCAUCUGAACUCGAAUCUCCAGUCCAUCCUUGUGCCAAGUAGGCUGUGUUUUUCAGCACGAUAAACCAGGCUUUACUGUAAGAAUGCAGUGUUUUCAACGUUCUGCACAGUAUGCAGCUCCUCCUUCCCCUCUCUGUAGAAACUCCAUUUGCAGCCAUGUAGAUGAUACCAAAUGCAAGGGACCAGUAAGGGUACUUCACAAUAAGUCAAUCAAUCAUUUGAAAAAGAAAUUGUCCAUUCUCAUUUAUUGUGCUUUGUAGAUGGGAUAUAGUGCAUUGCUGAAAGUCUGAGAGAAUUGUUGGACAAACCUUUUACUCUAGCAAAGCUCUCCUGAAACUCUCAGUUGAGAUUCAAUGUGACCAGCAAUCGUAAUGUGAGGUAGUGCAUUUGAAAAUUUAAGGAAGAGGGAACGAGUUCAAAUAGUGAAUGCAAUGGUUAACAUGCCAAUGAAUCAGCAAUGCAGUCCUAAUAAAUGCUUGAAUGGCAUUGAUACUGAGUAGCUGUAUCUCAUCAACAAUUUUAUGUUGGCAUUCUGGUCAGGAAUAUGUCUAUUCAGUGUACAGUUGACUGCUGUUUUGAUGCAAUGAUACUAUUUGCCUAUAGACUUAACCAUAACAAAUAGGGAGAGAGAACCAAUGUAUUACAAUGAUGUCAUCAUAAUGAUGGUAUGUUUCCCUAACUACCCACUUCCACCAUUAUCUGCCUGCCCUGAUAAAUCAAUGGAUGUCCAAGGUUUUUACCUUUGUGAGUCACUUGCAUGAGUAAUGUGGAGCCUGAGGGGCCACCUGUUAACCUACAUAUAACCCAUCCUGACAGGUCAUGGCAUUCUGGUUCAUCCACCAUGGGGCGACAGGACUAAAGAACAGCUCCUUUCACAUCUACAGAGCCACAAUAUUCAAACGCACAAAACUGCAAGUAUGAGAAAUGCAGAAAAGAAAUAGGAGUGAAUUGUCUGAGCCUCAUGGGGCUGGACAGGGACAGGGUCUUUGGGCUGCAUGUGGUCUGGACACCCCAGUGAUAAAUGAUCAAACAGAUGGUGUUAGGUGACUUGUUUGAUGGAAUUUCCUUUCUCUUCCCCCACCCCUCCCCCCAACAAUCUUUGGCUUUGGCUGGUAAUAUAAAGGAGAAUACUGAAAUAAAGCUAGCUGUGAGAAUGUUUUAGCCAUAUUUAUGUAUAUAAGACAAUUAAAAUAAAAUUUGACCACACUGUAGUUCUACGUAAGAAAAAUGCACCUGCUUUGUCUUAUUUUGUUCAAUUCGGAUAUUAAUUGUGAAGUAUGUGCAGACUAUACAUGUGUGCUGCAGACCUGUUACUAUGUGCCUUCAACGGGAUAUUUAUAUAUAUAUAUAUAUAAAAAUAUAUAUAUAUAUAUAUAAUGUCUAUAUAUAUAUAUAUACAUACACACUGUAUAAUACUGUUAAUUGGAGUACAGUUUAUAUGCAAGAAUUCUGUUCUUAGUCUGAGAUAUUUGUAUCAUUUAUCCAAGUCAUUCUGAAUCAGAUUUUAAAACUGUAGCAAUGUUAUCCUGAUUGUCUGUUACUAAACUAGAAAUGUUUUUAUUUCCAUUUGGUGAGGUGACUGAGCACAUGCCUCUCCCGCAGGUAUGUAUUGCUUUUUGUACUAGCUUGCAAGUUAUAUUCUCUGUAUCAUGUACUUACAGGGAUGGAUGUAAUCAUAUGACUUAUUAAUAAAUGUCUAGAGUUAA
Carcharodon carcharias (great white shark) is the source of this 17756-nucleotide messenger RNA. It is a transcript of the gene patz1, whose product is annotated as POZ/BTB and AT hook containing zinc finger 1. Bases 295 to 2394 code for a protein of 699 amino acids. The transcript is spliced from 5 exons. Gene Ontology annotation, biological process: regulation of immune system process; regulation of cytokine production; negative regulation of transcription by RNA polymerase II. Gene Ontology annotation, molecular function: protein binding. NCBI's taxonomy places the organism in Eukaryota, Metazoa, Chordata, Chondrichthyes, Lamniformes, Lamnidae. The record is from RefSeq and is a predicted model, not a curated record.